AUGCCUAUAAAAGACUUCACUAACCCAGCUUUUUCGAACCCACAAGAGACAUCCUCACAGCAUACACACACAAAAAUGCCUUCUGUCGCCGACAACACUUCCAACGGUCCCAUUGAGGGCAACGUUCUGCCCCAGUCCAAGUUCAUCCAGCACCUGAGCGAGUAUCCAGCUGUUGCUGCCGUGACUGGCUUCGCUGCCUCUUUCCCCGUUGUCAAGAUUUUUGCAUCCAACGCCGUUCCUCUCAUCCAGGCCAUCCAGAACCGAGGUGCCCCCGUCGCCGAGCCCGUCGUCAAGCGAGCCGCCCCCUACAUCUCUCAGAUUGACAACGCUGCCGACGAGGCCCUCAACCGACUCGACAAGGCCGUGCCCUCUCUCAAGAACACCAAGCCCGACGAGGUCUACAGCCGAAUCGUGACCCAGCCCUUGGAGAACGUGCGAGGUACUGUCGACAAGUACGCCGACGAGACCAAGAACACUGUCUCCCGAGUGGUUGUGCAGCCCAUCCGAGACGUUGCCUCCAGAGUCCAGUCCCAGGUUGUCACCUACUACGAUGCCCAUGGAAAGCCCAUUGUCCACGCCCGACUCGACCCCAUCUUCCACCCUCUCAACGACCGUCUCGAAGCCCUGAUCAACGCCUACCUGCCCAAGGGCCAGGAGAUUGUGACUGAUGCCGAGAACGAGCUGGCCCGAGCAUGGCGCCUCACCGUGGUUGCUUUUGACCGAGCCCGACCUCUGAUUGAGCAGCAGACUUCCCAGAUUCAGGAAAUCAACCAGCACACCCGAGAACACAUCCAGAAGGUUUACGACGGCAAGCGAUCGGAAAUCGACGAUAAGAAGACUGUCUCUGGUCCAGUAUACGCCACCGUCGCCACUGUCCGAGAUCUUUCACAGGAGGGCCUCCAGUACGCCCAGUCCAUUCUGAAUGCCAAGAAGCCCGAGGAGAAGGCCGACUCUAACUCUGGUGUUGCUCCCGUGAGCCAGCCUCACACCACCUCCGCUGUUGACAACUCCCUCGCUGCUCCCACCGCCGUUCACGAGGUUACUGCUUCUGCUUAA
This is a messenger RNA of Yarrowia lipolytica CLIB122, 1056 nucleotides long. RefSeq lists its product as uncharacterized. Lineage: Eukaryota; Fungi; Ascomycota; Dipodascomycetes; Dipodascales. The record is from RefSeq and is a predicted model, not a curated record.